Messenger RNA from Cyprinodon tularosa, 2202 nucleotides. RefSeq names its product cyclin-dependent kinase 19-like. Lineage: Eukaryota; Metazoa; Chordata; Actinopteri; Cyprinodontiformes; Cyprinodontidae. Gene Ontology annotation, cellular component: nucleus; cytosol; mediator complex. Gene Ontology annotation, biological process: protein phosphorylation. The transcript has 11 exons. Bases 160 to 1272 code for a protein of 370 amino acids. The record is from RefSeq and is a predicted model, not a curated record. Gene Ontology annotation, molecular function: RNA polymerase II CTD heptapeptide repeat kinase activity; ATP binding; cyclin-dependent protein serine/threonine kinase activity.
CAGCUGUUACGAGAACUGAAGCACCCGAACGUGAUCGCGCUUCAGAAAGUGUUCCUGUCCCACAGCGACAGGAAGGUGUGGCUCCUCUUCGACUACGCUGAGCAUGAUCUCUGGCACAUCAUUAAGUUCCACCGUGCCUCCAAAGCCAACAAGAAACCCAUGCAGCUACCCAGAGGGAUGGUGAAAUCUCUUUUGUAUCAGAUUCUGGAUGGGAUCCAUUACCUCCAUGCCAAUUGGGUGCUUCACAGGGACCUGAAACCAGCCAACAUCCUGGUGAUGGGAGAAGGCCCCGAGCGAGGACGAGUUAAAAUUGCUGAUAUGGGAUUCGCCAGACUCUUCAACUCUCCCCUGAAGCCGCUGGCGGACCUCGACCCUGUGGUGGUGACGUUCUGGUACCGGGCCCCCGAGCUGCUCCUUGGGGCCCGACACUACACCAAAGCUAUCGAUAUCUGGGCAAUUGGUUGCAUCUUUGCGGAGCUGCUCACAUCAGAGCCCAUCUUCCACUGUCGCCAAGAGGACAUCAAGACCAGUAACCCCUUCCACCAUGACCAGCUGGACAGAAUAUUCAGCGUGAUGGGUUUCCCUGCAGAUAAAGACUGGGAGGACAUCAGAAAGAUGCCAGAGUAUCCCACGCUGCAGAAGGACUUCAGGAGGACAACGUAUGCAAACAGCAGCUUAAUCAAGUACAUGGAGAAGCAUAAAGUGAAGCCAGACAGCAAAGUGUUCCUCUUGCUCCAAAAACUCCUCACCAUGGACCCCACCAAACGGAUCACCUCAGAGCAGGCGCUGCAGGACCCCUACUUCCUGGAGGAGCCUUUACCAACAACAGACGUGUUUGCUGGCUGUCAGAUCCCCUACCCAAAGAGGGAGUUUCUGAAUGAGGAUGAACCUGAGGAGAAAACGGACAAGAACCAGACCCAGCAGCACCAGCAGACGAUAGGCCAGAACCAGACCCAGACCCAGCAGCAGGCGGCGGCCCAGCAGGCCCCCUCCCAGCAGAGCUCGGCUCAAACCAACGGAGCCACGGGGGCCAACACAGGAGGAGGAAUGCAGCACGGUCAGGAUCAGGGCCCACCCAACAAGAAACCUCGGAUCGGGCCCUCUGGAGCCUCCUCAGGAACCGGAGUGUUACAGUCAGAGUAUCAGCACUCCAGCUCCAGGCUUGGUUACCAAAGCAACGUCCAAGGCUCCACUCAGUCUCAGAGUACCAUGGGAUACUCCUCAUCAUCCCAGCAGAGCUCCCAGUACUCCCACCAGACGCACCGCUACUAAGAGUCCAACGAGCCGCCCGCCCCUCUCCCCUUCCCCCGCCGCCUCUCCAACCAGCAGAGGACACACGUCCUCGUCUUUAACCGACACCCAGCAGCCUUCCUCGUACAGGUCGGGCAUCAUUCCAACUUGGCCUUCCUCCAUCAGAAGCUGCUCCCACCUUUCUGAAGGCAAAACGGAAGCUAAAGAAACAGAGGUUCUGCCUUGCGGGGCUGGUGAUCACGGCGAAGCGCAGACUGACAGUCAAGGCACUUAAUAAUGCAGCUGUGUUCCCAUGUGUACAUUACGGAGCACCUUUUGCUAUUUCAGUUUUUCGCUCGUUCUCUAGAGGUUUAAAGUUUACCUUGAUAGUUGAUGUCAUUCUAAACAUUGUUACAUAUAAGAGCAGCGAAAAAGAGGAGGAAAAGCCCUUCACCCUUAUCUGUGUCGUUUAAUCAGAAGGAAAGGAGCAAAGGUUGGAGUUAACCCGUUUACCCCGCCCUUUUAAAGGCCACAAUGACCCAGAGAGGGGGGGGGCAGCUUUUCAGCUGAUGUCAGUGCAGGGAAAUGCAGUUUAUUGGAAGCUUUGUAAUAUAGACUUUGUAUAUGUAGAUCUAUUCAUCUCAGUCUGGAAACAAGUAGAGCAGUCGCCUUUAUAUGGAGCUACCCUCUGGAUACUCUGAUGGCUUUAUGGAGAGGAGCGGCUUGUUCUCCUGAUGAUGACGGCGGUUUCCGGAGGCCGGAUGGUCUCCGUGGAAAUAUCUGGUCACAGACCAUCAGAACUUUGAAGGCCUUCUCUUUUUUUUAUUUGUAUUUAAACACAGUUGUAACGUGCGCAUUGCAUACAGGGCAGCUAAACUCCCCUGCCUCCCCCCCACCUCCCUUCCUCCCCCCCUCCAGCAUAUGCUUCUUGAACCUGUUACUGCCGGAUGUCAGAUUUAGUGGUUUUAUUGC